Syngnathus acus (greater pipefish) is the source of this 2498-nucleotide messenger RNA. Its product is annotated as low-density lipoprotein receptor-like. Bases 33 to 1979 code for a protein of 648 amino acids. The transcript is spliced from 13 exons. The record is from RefSeq and is a predicted model, not a curated record. NCBI's taxonomy places the organism in Eukaryota, Metazoa, Chordata, Actinopteri, Syngnathiformes, Syngnathidae. Gene Ontology annotation, molecular function: calcium ion binding; protein binding.
GCGACGGAUGACAAGCCUAGGAGAGAACGAGCAUGGGACACCUUGGAUUUUUAUUUAUUUGGGUAUUUUCCAUCAUCCAGCAUCACAUUUUAGGUCACACGCUCCCUGCUUGCCACGAACAAUUGGAGUUCAGGUGCAAAGAUGGCUCAUGCAUCCCAAGCGAGAAGCUUUGUGAUCAAUACAGCGACUGUCACGACGGAUCCGAUGAACACCAUUGUGGUCAGCUCAAGUGUAAGAAGGGCGAGUUCACCUGUCUGAGCGGCGGACGAUGCCUCCCCUCUCACCUGUCGUGUAACGGCGUGGACGACUGCGGCGACGGCAGCGAUGAGGAUUCCUGUCCGAGCUGCGCUGCCGGCCUCUUCUCCUGCGGGCCGUCCGACGGCUGCCUCCGCAAGCACCGGCUGUGUGACGGACGCGUGGACUGCAAAGACGGGCGAGAUGAGAUCCAGGAGUUAUGCGCUCUGAGGCCGGCCAGCUCUUGCGAGGCAUCCGAGUUUGAUUGCGGUGACGGCCAAUGCAUCCUCCAUACUUGGAGGUGUGACAACAAAGCAGACUGCUCGGAUGCAAGAGACGAGGAGAACUGCGAGCAGAACGAGUGUCUCGUUAAUAAUGGAGGCUGUUCUCACCAUUGCGUGGAUACACAGAUGGGCUUCCACUGUGAAUGUCCCGACCGUAUGCGCCUUAUUGGGAAUACUCACUGUGAAGAAGUGGACACGUGCCUGGAAAGUGACCAUUGUGAUCAACUGUGCGUUGACACAAACGGUAGCCUCUCCUGCGACUGCCUUGACGGAUAUCAGCUGACCCCUACGAGCAAAGACUGCAAGGCUAAAGGGGUUGAUGCCAAGGUGAUGGUGUCCACAUUUGAAGGACUUAUUGAGAUGGGCUCUGGUGGUGCAACUUCCAGGACGUUAGCAGUCCAUGGACCGGGUCCUGUGGCAGUCUUGGCCUCUAAAAAUAUACUGUACCUGGCCCAGCAAGGACAGGGCUCCAUUUACAGGGUCAACCUAAAUUUCCAAGCCCAGGAUGCCACGUUGGUGCUGAAGUUUCUCAGUCCUGUCUCUGGCCUGACUCUGGAUUGGAUACAUCAUCUUCUCUUCUGGAGCUCUUUGGAGAGCGGUUCCAUUCAUGUCAGCUUGCUUGAUGGCUCUCAGCAGCGCCAAGUCAUCACAGGACUGGACAAGCCUUGUGCAAUCACGGUGGACCCUCUGAAUGGACUGCUCUUCUGGGCCCAGUGUGGCAGCCCAGCAAAAAUUGUGAGGGCGACCUUUGAUGGCCAGGAGAUGAGGAAUGUGGUGACUUCUCUACUACACAACCCGGUUGCUCUUACUCUGGAUACGCCUCGCCAGUUGCUGUACUGGCUUGAUAGCGGCAUGAGAAGCAUCUCCAGAGCCAACCUUGAUGGGCGUCACCGUAAAACUGUGCUGGAGUCAAACGGUUAUCUGGAUCAGCCAUUUGGGCUGGCGGUAUUUGAGGGUUUUGUAUACUGGACUGACCAAGACACACACUCCAUCUGCAGAGCCAACAAGCACAACGGGAACGACUUUCAACGACUUCUGACAAACGUCACCUCACCGGGCGGCCUUGCCAUCAUUCAGCCUGCCCUUCAACCCAAAUACAACGGCGUAUGCGGCCGUCCCGGAAUGUGGUGCACGCAGACGUGCGUUGUCGAUCUCCUUUCGCCGACCAUCAGCUUCCACUGCGCCGGAUCGCGGCGCAAUCCAUCGCAAGGCGUCCCUGCUAUUUCCCGCACCGUUCCUGCGUUCGGUUUAUCCGAUCCCGGAUUGGCGGGAAUCCUUUCGCUAACCGUGUUCCUCAGUGUGCUCCUGGUGGGAACGCUUCUGUGGUGGUGGAGAGAAGAGUUCCGGCCCGCCAGGAAUCUCGUAGUGCAAAGCUUCCCCCUCAACGAAUCUCAGGACCCGCUCAUCCAAGGUCCACGUGUAAGCAAGGAAACUCUUAAGCUGGACUUGGACUGUGAAUGAAGACGCCUUCGCCCGACAUUGUCACAAUCCUCGGUGAGCUGAGCUGCUGUGCUCAUCGUUACUCAUGGCGGCGUCCAAAAACAAACUGACUUUAGUUCUUUUGAUUACUUGCACCUCUUGUGAUUCUUUCACAUGUUGAGCUUGGUCACUCCAAAAAGCGCUAUGCACUUAAAGUAGUUGUAGAAAUUAAUUUAAGACCUACUUGUUUGUUGAUUGUAAAGCUUGUUGGUCAAAAGCAGUGUUUUAGGUGCAGCUCGGAUAUGCAGGCAAGGAAAUCAGCCUGUAUUGGUUUGAUACUUGAAGGUGUUGACUUCUGACACCAGGAAUAAAGGUUCUCACUUGGGAGGUUUGAAUUUAUUUUUUUUACCCCACAAGUAUCAACAGAAGUACGGUACAAACUGCUGUUUUGUUAUUUAUUUUGAAAAAUAGAGGAGUUUAUUUACAUAUGCGCCGUUGCACUUUUGUAUCUGCAACUGGAGCAAAACUGACUGUAAAAAAAAUAAAUAGUUUUUCUUCUUA